Molecule: messenger RNA, 1574 nt
Organism: Durotheca rogersii
Lineage: Eukaryota; Fungi; Ascomycota; Sordariomycetes; Xylariales; Xylariaceae
Product: ribonuclease H-like domain-containing protein
Exons: 1
Coding region: 339-1454 (371 amino acids)
Biological process (GO): ribosomal large subunit assembly; rRNA processing
Cellular component (GO): nucleus
Molecular function (GO): nucleic acid binding; 3'-5' exonuclease activity
Source: RefSeq, a predicted model, not a curated record
CAUACCUUACCUACCUACAUCUUAGGUAUCGUCAAAACUUAUUCUUACUCUACACAACACAUAAGCUAUUUGAGUUCCCUCAUCUUCCGCUAUCCUAUAUAGCUUCCGGUGUAUCUUUAAGACCCCUCUACGAAUCUCUCAAGGGGCCGGUUUCCCAGGCAUAAAAGGUCGAUCUUGGCAUCAAACCCUCUGUGAAAGAUCGAGGAUCUCCGGCUACCAAGACCAAACGAGACCAGGCCACGGCCGGGCAGCCGUGAGUGCAAACACUCCAUAUAGCCCUCUCAUCCACGCCCAUGUCAUCAUUAAGGAGACCAGUCCCUCCUGCGACGUAGAGAGCAAUGGCACCAGAGUUGUCCUCCAACUGGAAACAGCUUCAAGCAAAGAUCAAGGCCGAGUCCACCAGUACCGCUAUCUCUCCCGCCACCACCGCUGCUACCACUGCCGCCCCCUCCGCAAACAGAGUCUCCCACAAGAGGAGAGCUACUAGCAACCUUCCGUCAGAAUCCCCUUCCAAACGGCAGAAGUCCCAAACCCCCCACAAGGCCCUGGCACAAUAUCCGCCACCCUCGGGUACGCCCGCCAAGAGCCGUCGCCAGCCCUCAGCAAAGCCAAAGAUGGGCGUCACGCAGUCCUCUGCGAUCGCGCGGGGGACGCCGGCGACGGUCGCGCCAUCGCUCGCGCUCUGGGCCGAAGACAACGACGUGUCAGCCGAGGCCCUGGCGGAGGCAUACGGCCUGGGCGUGCGGGACAACGCGGCGCUGAAGACGGGGGGCGCGCCGCGGGUCAACGAGGGCCUAGCGGCGGGGAUCGAGGUAGGCAAGUACGUGGCGCUGGACUGCGAGAUGGUGGGGGUGGCGGGGCCGGGCGGGGAGGUGUCGGCGCUGGCGCGGGCGAGCGUGGUGGACUUCCACGGGCGGCAGGUGUACGACUCGUUCGUGCGGCCGGCGGAGCGGGUGACGGACUUCCGGACGGCGAUCACGGGGAUCACGGCGCGGACGCUGGCGGCGGCGCGCGGCUUCGACGAGGUGCGCGCCGCGGUCGCCGCGCUGCUGCGCGGCCGCGUGCUCGUCGGCCACGACCUGCGCCACGACCUCGCCGCCCUCCAGCUCGACCACCCGGACCGCGACGUCCGCGACACCGCGCGCUUCGCCGGCUUCCGCCGCUACGGCAACGGCCGCCGCCCCGCGCUGCGCGCCCUCGCCCGCGAGAUCCUCGGCGUCGAGAUCCAGAACGGCUCCCACUCCAGCAUCGAGGACGCCCGCGUCGCCAUGCUGCUCUUCCGCCGCCGCAAGUCCGACUUCGACGUCCAGAACGCGGCCAGGUACGGCCUGCUCGAGACGUCGACGGCGACCGAGACCGUCGGUGGCGCAAGUAGGAAUGCGGCAAGGGGCGAAGGGGCGGCGAAGAAGAAGAAAAAGAAGAAGAAGAAAAAGAAGAAGAAGAAGAAGCAUUGAUGUUGGAAAAGAUAAAGCAUGGAAGCGGUGAUGAAUGGAGUAUGCAUAUGGGAAGUGAUACUCUAUAAUACUAAUCUCUGUACAUACAAUAUUUCGUCCGCCGCACGGCGGCGUCUGCUG